UCUCAUCUAGUUCACUUUAAACUUGUGCAUGUUAAUAAAUUAUGCACAGGUGUUUGAAAAUGUUCUUUGUCUUGUUGACAGGUUAUGACUCUGCCAGACGGGUUCAAGUUGUGCUGAGAGAGUGAGAGCGAGAGCGUGAGAAUGAGCAUUUGUAACCGAGAGGGGGGUCAGUGUGCCGAGAUGGCCAUGGUGUGCCUGACAGACUUUGAAGAGUAUGCCAAGGAGCAUUUGUCGAAGGCCACGUGGGAUUAUUACGCCGCCGGAGCAGACGAAUGUUGCACCAGAGAUGACAACCUGCUGGCUUACAAGCGAAUCCGCCUGAGACCUCGAAUCCUGCGUGAUGUAUCAGUGAGUGACACCCGGACCACUGUGCAAGGCACGGAGCUCAGCUUCCCGGUGGGAAUUGCACCCACCGCCUUCCACUGUCUUGCCUGGCAUGAAGGCGAGAUGGCCACAGCAAGAGCAACAGAGGCACUAAACACAUGCUACAUCACCAGCACAUACUCCACCUGCUCAGUGGAGGAGAUUGUAGCAGCGGCGCCCAACGGUUACCGCUGGUUCCAGCUCUACGUAUACCGUGACCGAAAACUGUCGGAGCAGAUCGUGCACCGCGUGGAGGCACUGGGAUUCAAGGCCCUUGUGCUCACCGUGGAUGUGCCAUACACAGGAAAGCGGCGCAACGAUAUCCGGAACCAGUUCAAGCUGCCUCCGCAUCUCAAGGUCAAGAACUUUGACGGUGUUUUUCAGGAGGCAGCGGGACCGGAGGAGUACGGGAUCCCAGCCAACACUUUGGACCCGUCUAUUAGCUGGAAGGACGUGUACUGGCUGCAGUCCAUCACACGGCUGCCGAUCAUUAUCAAGGGAAUUUUAACUAAGGAGGACGCCGAGCUGGCGGUGGAGCACGGAGUCCAAGGCAUCAUCGUGUCCAACCACGGAGGCAGGCAGCUGGACGGCGGACCGGCUUCUAUCGACGCUUUGUCCGAGAUCGUGGACACAGUGCAAGGCCGCAUCGAGGUCUACCUGGACGGGGGUAUCCGGACAGGCAGCGACGUGCUCAAAGCAUUGGCCUUGGGGGCAAAGUGCGUUUUCAUUGGACGCCCGGCCGUGUGGGGCCUUGCUUACAAGGGUGAAGAGGGCGUGAGGGAAGUGCUGCAAAUUCUAAAUGAUGAAUUCCGCCUGUCAAUGGCUUUAUCGGGUUGCCGGAAUGUGGCGGAAAUCAACAGGAACCUCAUACAGUUCUCCAAACUGUGACCGAUCUGCAGAAAGCAAGGAGACAUUUUACCUACUAAGCCAAAACUUUUCACUGUCAUCAACACAAAAAGGAGAACAACAAACUGU
This is a messenger RNA of Corythoichthys intestinalis (scribbled pipefish), 1338 nucleotides long. RefSeq names its product hydroxyacid oxidase 2 (long chain) (gene hao2). NCBI's taxonomy places the organism in Eukaryota, Metazoa, Chordata, Actinopteri, Syngnathiformes, Syngnathidae. Gene Ontology annotation, molecular function: FMN binding; oxidoreductase activity. Bases 142 to 1251 code for a protein of 369 amino acids. The record is from RefSeq and is a predicted model, not a curated record. Gene Ontology annotation, biological process: fatty acid alpha-oxidation. Gene Ontology annotation, cellular component: peroxisome. The transcript has 8 exons.